UCAUUGUAUCAAAGUUCACAACUUCUCUGGUGUAACUUUUUAGUAUUUUUACACUACUAUAUUUUUUACAUUUAUCUCUCAAAGUUAAAAAAUUAUAGAAAUGGCGUCAGUAAGUUUUGUAACUCGAGUUAUUUUAAGCAAAAAUGUUAUUAACACCGGCCGGUUUGCUACACUCUCAAAUACAGGUUUUAUUAAGUUCUAUAGUACAGCACCACAAUAUGAAAACAUCAAGGUGGAUGUGGUGGGUACCAAGAAGAAUGUAGGUCUUAUCCAAUUGAACAGACCUAAAGCAUUGAACGCACUAUGUAAACCGCUAUUCGUUGAACUGGGAAAAGCUGUCAAUGAUUUUGAUGCCGACCAGAGUAUCGCUGCUAUAAUUAUUACUGGUAAUGAAAAAGCAUUUGCUGCGGGUGCGGAUAUUAAAGAGAUGCAGAAUAACACAUACAGCUCCAACACUAAGGAUGGCUUCCUUAAGCAGUGGGAGGACAUCUCAAACUGCGGCAAGCCUGUCAUCGCUGCUGUUAAUGGAUUCGCUCUAGGCGGCGGUUGCGAGCUCGCUAUGUUAUGCGACAUAAUCUACGCUGGCGAGAAAGCCAAGUUCGGUCAGCCGGAGAUCAACAUCGGUACAAUCCCCGGAGCGGGAGGCACUCAGCGCCUGCCGCGUUACGUCGGCAAGUCCAAGGCCAUGGAGAUCGUACUCACUGGCAACUUCAUCGACGCGCACGAAGCAGAGAAGAUGGGUCUGGUCAGCAAAGUUUUCCCAGUUGACAAACUGCUAGAGGAAACUAUCAAACUUGCGGAGAGAAUCGGCACACACUCUCCGCUCAUCGUCAAGUUGGCCAAGCAGGCUGUCAAUCAAGCAUAUGAGACCACUCUCAAGUCUGGUCUAGUCUUUGAGAAGUCUAUAUUCUAUGGUACUUUCGCUACGGCGGACCGCAAAGAAGGCAUGACUGCAUUUAUCGACAAGAGAUCACCUAACUUCAAGAACGAAUAAAAAAUACAUUUUAUACAUUAAAAAUGUUUAAUAAGACAGCUAAGGGAAAGUGUUAUUUGUUAAUAAUUUUUAUACACAUUUUAUAAUGGUGUCAAACUGCCAAUAUACAUUCUAUUUUUAAA
Messenger RNA from Papilio machaon (common yellow swallowtail), 1116 nucleotides. RefSeq names its product probable enoyl-CoA hydratase, mitochondrial (gene Echs1). The transcript is spliced from 6 exons. The record is from RefSeq and is a predicted model, not a curated record. The coding region runs from base 101 to 994 and encodes 297 amino acids. Gene Ontology annotation, molecular function: enoyl-CoA hydratase activity. NCBI's taxonomy places the organism in Eukaryota, Metazoa, Arthropoda, Insecta, Lepidoptera, Papilionidae. Gene Ontology annotation, biological process: fatty acid beta-oxidation. Gene Ontology annotation, cellular component: mitochondrion.